AUGGCAACACUUCAAACUUCUCUUCUCUUCAAACCCCCCUUCCCAUUCCUCUUUCCCAACCACUCCACUCAUAAACCUCACCACCGCCACUUCUCCUUUUACCCCACGCGCCUCCGCCCGCGCGUUCUAUCCCCUCCACUUUUCUGCACAUUUCAACCUGACGCAACAACUCCCCACUCCGACCCUAACCAAACCCUACCCGAAUCAAAACCCGGUUCCGCUGAUGUAGAGCUUAUAAACUCGACGGAAAACGACACCGUUGCGGUUUUGGAUUCAAAUUCAAACGAAUCACGAUUCGAGAAUGUUGAUGGCGAGAGGCUCGAGGCUUCGGAAAGUGAAAAGAUGGAUUCGAAAUUGCCGAUAGUGGUGUUCUUGAUUGGACUUUGGGUGAGAGCAAGAGAACGUGCUGAGAGGGCGUUUUCGGAAUUCUUUGAUUGGUGGCCGUUUUGGCGGCAGGAGAAGCGGUUGGCGAAGUUGAUUUCUGAAGCUGAUUUGAAUCGGCAGGAUGCUGAUAAGCAGAGUGCUAUGUUUGUUGAACUCAAUAAGCACAGUCCCGAGUCUGUGAUAGAGAGAUUUGAAGAAAGGGAUCGAGCUGUGGACAGCAGAGGAGUUGCAGAAUAUCUUCGAGCACUAGUGAUCACUAAUGCUAUUGCAGAAUAUCUUCCUGAUAAGGAAUCUGGAAAACCCUCUGGCCUUCCUACCUUGCUGCAAGAGUUGAAACAACGGGCAUCGGGUAACACGGAUGAGACUUUUCUUAACCCUGGAAUAUCUGAGAAGCAGCCGUUGCAUGUGGUUAUGGUUGAUCAGAAAGUAUCAAACAAAUCACGCUUUGCAAAAGAGCUUAUCUCAAAUAUUUUUCUUGCUGUAGCUGUUGGAUUGUUCUGGUUUAUGGGCGCUGCUGCCCUUCAAAAAUACAUUGGAAGCUUGGGUGGGAUUGGUUCUUCAGGUGUUGGUUCAAGUUCUUCCUUUACCCCAAAGGAGUUAAACAAGGAAGUAAUGCCAGAAAAGAAUGUAAAAACUUUUAAGGAUGUGAAAGGUUGUGAUGAUGCAAAGCAAGAACUUGAGGAAGUUGUGGAGUACCUAAAAAAUCCAGCUAAAUUUACACGCCUUGGAGGAAAGUUGCCAAAGGGGAUUCUUCUGACAGGGGCACCUGGAACUGGAAAAACUCUGCUAGCCAAGGCUAUUGCUGGAGAAGCCGGUGUUCCAUUUUUCUAUCGUGCAGGGUCAGAAUUUGAGGAGAUGUUUGUUGGAGUUGGUGCUCGACGUGUAAGGUCCUUAUUUCAAGCAGCCAAAAAGAAGGCUCCUUGCAUUAUCUUCAUUGAUGAAAUUGACGCCGUUGGAUCAACAAGGAAACAGUGGGAGGGCCACACCAAGAAGACAUUGCACCAACUACUCGUUGAAAUGGAUGGGUUUGAGCAGAAUGAGGGAAUAAUAUUGAUGGCUGCAACAAACCUACCUGAUAUUCUUGAUCCAGCUUUAACGAGGCCUGGUAGAUUUGAUCGACAUAUUGUUGUACCGAAUCCAGAUGUACGUGGUCGGCAAGAAAUAUUGGAACUCUACCUGCAAGAUAAACCUACAGCUGAGAAUGUUGAUAUUAAAGCCAUAGCUCGUGGUACCCCAGGAUUCAAUGGGGCAGAUCUUGCAAAUCUGGUGAACAUUGCUGCCAUUAAAGCUGCGGUUGAAGGUGCAGAGAAAUUAACAGCUUCUCAGUUGGAGUUUGCAAAAGACAGAAUAAUUAUGGGUACAGAGCGAAAAACAAUGUUCAUAUCUGACGAGUCAAAAAAGCUUACUGCUUAUCACGAGAGUGGCCAUGCGAUUGUUGCCCUUAACACCGACGGUGCACAUCCAAUUCAUAAGGCAACAAUAAUGCCCCGUGGAUCUGCUUUAGGAAUGGUUACUCAGCUUCCCUCAAGUGAUGAAACGUCAAUAAGUAAGAAGCAGUUGUUAGCUCGCCUUGAUGUUUGUAUGGGAGGAAGAGUUGCAGAAGAGCUUAUCUUCGGCCGUGAUAAUGUCACAACUGGAGCAAGUAGCGAUCUUCAAUCUGCUACUGAGCUUGCCCAAUACAUGGUUUCAAGUUGUGGGAUGAGUGAUACAAUCGGACCAAUUCAUAUAAAGGAGAGACCAAGUUCUGAAAUGCAGUCACGUAUUGAUGCAGAGGUUGUUAAACUCCUUAGAGAUGCAUAUGAUCGCGUGAAAGCUCUUCUGAAGAAGCAUGAGAAGGCAUUACAUGUGCUGGCAAAUGCAUUAUUAGAGUGCGAGACACUUAAUUCCGAAGAAAUCAGGCGAUUACUACUCCCAUAUAGGGAAGGAAGACUGCCAGAACAACAGGAGCAAGAAGAAGCAGAAGGGGAUCUUGUAUUGGUCUAA
Molecule: messenger RNA, 2367 nt
Organism: Lathyrus sativus (Indian pea)
Lineage: Eukaryota; Viridiplantae; Streptophyta; Magnoliopsida; Fabales; Fabaceae
Source: the annotation of a GenBank genome assembly